Acanthaster planci (crown-of-thorns starfish) is the source of this 2370-nucleotide messenger RNA. RefSeq names its product fibrinogen-like protein 1. Lineage: Eukaryota; Metazoa; Echinodermata; Asteroidea; Valvatida; Acanthasteridae. The record is from RefSeq and is a predicted model, not a curated record.
AUGAGUGGUGUGUACACCAUUUGCACGCCGAGGUACCCUGUCGACGUGAAGGUCUACUGUGAUAUGGACGCUGCAUACAAAGGCUGGAUUGUGUUUCAGAGGCGUUUUGACGGGUCGGUGAAUUUCAAUCGCAACUGGACUGAGUACCGGGACGGAUUCGGCGAUCUGAAGGGCGAGUUCUGGCUGGGAAACCAGAAACUUUGUAAGCUAACGUCAAAGAGCAGGUGGAAGUUACGGAUAGAUCUGGAGGAUGACCGGGCUAGGCAUCAAACCAUCCAGGCCUAUGGAUUCAGCAUCAGCGGCAGCAAAUACACUUGGACUAACAGUGGACCAUUUCAGGCUGAUCCACUCCCUCCUCAACUCAACGGGCGAAGCUUCUCUACAUACGACAUGGACAAUGAUGAGGAUACCAAUUCUAAUUGUGCAGCUGAGCUGAAGGGAGGCUGGUGGCUUGACACAUGCAAUGGUACCUCUGGUGCACCGUACGGCCUGAAUGGGGAAUAUCAACAAGGUCCAAAUGAUCGUGGUAUAAUAUGGGCAGGAUGGGAAGGCCAUCGAAUAGUCAAAUGUGAAAUGAAGCUGCGACGAUAUUUUCCUUAAAAGUGAUUGGAGACCCACAAUAGAAACCGCUGAUCAAGAUACACAUUGAAAAGUCUUCACAGAAACUUAACAGAAAUAGAAAACACUUAGACCUAGUUCACGCGAACUAUUGCAAAAUAACAAUAAAUACGUAACCAUUUCGAAAACAUCUUUAAUUCAAUAUGUACCCCAUUAAUCGUGACCUCACAUUGAAUAAAAUGAUCCUGCGUUUCCCCAACAACAAAAAAAAUCCCUUUUGGCGGUUCGCGCUCCCAGGCUGCUUUGAUGACGUCAUCACCAGAACGCCUACAUGUACAGUGUGCAUAUGAUUGCACACAGUACAUGCAUCGCACGCUUGUAAUAGACCACGUCGUGUUCGAUGUAGCUUGGCCAACAGGCGAACACUGUCUCGACUCAAGGGAGAAAUUGAAAGACACAGUCCUAGCUAACAUAUAAUAAUUAAAUUAAGAUGAUUGGCUGGUGUUUUGUUUAUCAGUGAAUGUGAAUAUUUUUUGUGAUUAGGGUGCCUCUAAGUUUCAUGUACAAUUUGAUUGUCAAGUCUUUGCAAUUGUAUACCUUUCGCUCAAACUGUUCUCAAUUUUGGACGUCAUAGUUUAAGCAUAGACCUGGAGGAGAAAAUCCGUCAGGUCUAUGGUUUAAGGUUUACUUUGUUAUUAAUAUGAUUGUAACGUUGUACAAUGUGGUUGUAUUUCUUUAGAUGAUGUAAUUUUUACCAACGACGCAACGUUUCAAUAGGGGCAUAUGAAAGAGCGAAAAGAAUACGCGUCACAUUCGUGGGGAAAGUGACUUAGGCUGCAGCUGAAUCUGUUGUCUAGUGCUAAGUCUAGGUCCUCAUUCCAUUGGAAAUACGUGGAGAUCCCAGGACAAAAGACAAAGCCUUAGAUCUGAAAGCCAAUUUCGGACAGGGCCAUAGUAGGCCCUAUUCGCGGGGAGCUCGUCCGUUAGAUUCCCCAACGUAGUGUAUUCAUUUGAAGACGUUAAAUUUAAAGAACCAGACUAUAUUUUACGAUUUUAUUCCCCAAAAUUACCUGGUGCCAUCCUAUUAAAAUUUCGAAUGUAUACUGUACGUUCAGGAACACGUCUGAAAUUGGGUACGCCGCGAAUGCAGUAUUUCAGUCAUUUUGUGUCAGUUGCUGAAAUAAAAAAGUAAAAAAUACUGAAAUUAACAAAGUAUCAGUGGCAGCUUUCAUUUUAAGUGGUGUAACAAAAACCAUGAUUGAUGCUUAGCCAGAACUUGCGUCGUGAAUUGGAAAAAUGUAUCUUUGAAAAUAUAUAGGCAGCCUUCUCGACCAUCCUUUGACUUGGUCAAGUAACUAUCGUUCACACAUGGUCAGCGCCGGAGAUAGAAAUCACCAUCCAAAUAGCACUGGUUAUGUAGGUUCUGGUGACUUGUAAGUAGGCUAUUAAACUUGUAAGUUAUCGAUGUUUGAUGCGAGUAGGAAAAAAAACUUGUAUUUUUAGGAGCCUAUUAUGUGAUCGCUCUUGAUUUUACAGUUUAGAAAUUGUAGACUCGUGAGAUUAUUUUACAUGAAUUAGAAUUGACGCUAAAUCUUGACAAAGGGUGAACGGGAAAAGGAGAUGCAUGAAAAUCAUGAGCAGAAAUGGAAAUGUAAAAGAAUGCCAACAAAAAGUGGUCCUUGCAUCUACAUAUGUAUAUGAAUUAACAUCCAUGUUCAAAACUGCUAAUUUAGCGAUUAGUAGACUCAAUAUUUAUCAUGGUUUUGUAGAUUAGUAAUUAUUUUUAACAAACAAUAUGUGCUUAUACGUUUU